This is a messenger RNA of Momordica charantia (bitter melon), 1764 nucleotides long. Its product is annotated as Ubiquitin carboxyl-terminal hydrolase family protein. NCBI's taxonomy places the organism in Eukaryota, Viridiplantae, Streptophyta, Magnoliopsida, Cucurbitales, Cucurbitaceae. Gene Ontology annotation, molecular function: RNA binding. The record is from RefSeq and is a predicted model, not a curated record.
CCACAAACACCUGGGGAGGGGAGGCGCCAAAUCUUGCUCACGUUCAUGGCGGUUCACAUUGCCAAUUCUUCCAAUGUCCUAAUCUCGAAUCGGUACAAUGUGAGCCUUUCUCUCCAUCUUCGAUUACUUUGCUGGAAUGAGUUCGCAAGUUAUCUGUACAUAAACCAUUUUCCGGAGUGUUGGCCGCGGUCGCAAAUCCGGUCAAUGACGAGCAGUAAACGCGUUCAAGAUAGAAGCCACUUGAAGAGGGUGCAUGCGCUUGAAAUAGCGACAGAGAAGUGGAAGAUAGCGUAUAAGGUACUCUUCUUGAUGGAAACCCUCAGGCAAGAGCCCGAGAUGAUAAUUCCAGUGAGGAACUUAGAGCAAUUCCGGAGGCAAAUCAAUCUUCCGAAACCGCACAAAGUUUCGGACUUCAUUCGAAAAUCGCCGAAACUGUUCGAAUUGUACAAGGAUCAAAGAGGCGUAUUGUGGUGUGGAAUGACUAAACAAGCCGAAGAUUUGGUGGAAGAGGAGGAGAAGAUAAUUGAACAACAAGCCGACAAGGCUGCCGAGUAUGUUACCAGGUUUUUGAUGAUGUCCCUGGAUAAGCGGCUUCCGGUUGACAAAAUUGCUCAUUUCAGAAGAGAUUUUGGGCUUCCAAUUGAUUUUCGAGCCAAAUGGGUGAAUAAUUAUCCCGAAUUAUUCAAGGUUGUGAAAUCAGAGGAUGAAACUGAAUAUUUGGAACUUGCUUCUUGGAAUCCUGCCUGGGCAGUUACAGAGUUGGAGAAGAGAGUGAUGGGUGUGACUGAGAGUACUGCUACUCAUACCCCAGGAUUGCUUUCAAUUCCAUUUCCCUUGAAAUUUCCUCCCAAUUACAAGAAAAUAUAUAGAUAUGGAGGGAAAAUUGAUCACUUCCAGAAGAGAUCUUAUUUGUCCCCUUAUGCCGAUGCCAGAGGGCUUAAAGCUGGUUCACUUGAGUUUGAUAAAAGGGCAGUUUCUGUUAUGCACGAGUUGCUUAACUUUACUAUUGAGAAGAGACUCGUUACUGACCACCUUACCCACUUUAGGCGGGAGCUUGUGAUGCCUCAAAAGCUGAUGAGACUUCUUUUGAAGCAUGUUGGCAUAUUCUAUGUCUCAGAGAGGGGAAAAAGAUUUAGUGUUUUCUUAACAGAAGCUUAUGAAGGUCCGGAGUUGAUAAAUAAAUGCCCUUUGGUUCUUUGGAAGGAGAAGGUAAUGAGCCUUGUUGGUUAUAGAGGAAAGAAAAAGAAGAUUGAAACUUUUGAUGACAUGUCUGAAAUGGAGUAUAAUAGUUUGGCUGAGGAUGACUCUGACUCUGAGCAGGAUACGGGUUGUUUGAAAGUGAAUGCAUUAGAUGCCAAUACCAAUGACGUGGAAAUCGGGGACACUUUUAAGCAUGUAAAAGGAUUCUGAAUCAUCUCUGGGUAUUAAUUCAUCUGAUCUGAUUUCGGAAGGAAAGAAAACCAGAUGUUCGGUUCGAUUGAGUGGGAUGAGUCCCAGCCUCCUAUUUGGGAAUAAUCUAUGCAUCAGAGAAUCUCCUCUGUAGUCUGUAUCUACAUUUCUCUUGGUCCUCUAGCGUUCAAGCACAUGAGGAGUUGCAUUUGAUCAAAACCAUGAAGCGGAGAUUUCUCUCAAGAAUCCUAUGCAUCAGAAUUAUUUAACACCCAGAGGGAUGGAACUGCAUGGGAUAUCUGUGAAAUGGCUCCUCAUGUGGCGGGAUAUGCAUAGCUGUUUGUUGUUGGCUAUGCCACCUGAAUAUCAUGACAG